AUGGUCCUGGUUUCAUGCAGUAACCUCAGUGAGUGGAUUAGGUUCUUGAGUAACAACAAUCGUAUAUUUCAGAGUGUCCGUCCUUUUCUCAUUUUGUCUCAUUCUCAGAGAUCGCGAAGGAAUAUUGCUAACUUCACAAUGACUGGAUUUCUUCUCGUGGGGUUUUCCAGACAGCGUGAGGUAAAUCUCUUAUGUGGUGCAGUUUUCUUGGCUUUCUACCUAGUGGCUCUCAUUGGCAAGAGUCUCAUUAUCGCUGCCACGUCCAUGGACCACAGUCUCAGCUCACCUAUGUAUUUCUUCCUGAAACAUCUCUCCUUCUUGGAUCUCUGCUACAUUUCUGUGACUGUGCCGAGGUUCAUCUGCAGCUCGUUCAUGCACAGUGCCUACAUUUCCCUGUGGGAGUGCAUACUACAGUGUUUUGCAUUCUCUCUCUGUGGUUCUUCUGAAGUGGCGAUGCUCACGGUGAUGUCCUAUGACCGCUAUGUGGCCGUGUGCCUCCCUCUGCACUAAGAAGUCAUCAUGGAUGUCAGUACCUGCAUUUGUGGGGUGUCAGCCGUGUGGGCCAGUGGUGUGUCAGGACUCAUGCACACAGCGGCGACUUUCUCCAUCCACUUCUGUGGCUCCCAUAUCCUCCACCAGUUCUUCUGUGACAUCCCUCAGCUCUUGAAACUCUCCUGUUCCAGGCAGUUUGUCAGUGAGCUUGGAGUCAGUGGCUUCCUGUCCUUGCUGGCAUUCUUCUGUGUCGUCUCUAUUGGUUUUACUUAUGUGCGCAUAUUAUCUACUGUGCUGAGGGUGCCAUCUGCAGAGGGCAGAGCCAGAGCCUUCUCUACUUGCCUGCCCCACCUGUUUGUGGUUGUUUUAUUUAUCUCCACUGCUGCCUUUGAGUUUCUCAAGCCACAUUCAGCGUCUCCCUCUGCAUUAGACUUCAUACUUACUGUUCUUUAUACUGUUCUUCCCCCAACACUUAAUCCAAUAAUUUAUAGCUUGAGAAAUAAGGCCAUGAAGGCAGCCCUAAGAAAGAUUUUUCAAAGAAAAAGCGUUUUCUUUUCCCGAAUCACAUCCAUUAAUUCCUGUCUGGGAGACACUUCAAACUAUACUGGAACAUGCAACAGCCAAUGA
Messenger RNA from Nannospalax galili (Upper Galilee mountains blind mole rat), 1119 nucleotides. Its product is annotated as olfactory receptor 14J1-like. Lineage: Eukaryota; Metazoa; Chordata; Mammalia; Rodentia; Spalacidae. Gene Ontology annotation, cellular component: membrane. Gene Ontology annotation, molecular function: olfactory receptor activity; G protein-coupled receptor activity. The record is from RefSeq and is a predicted model, not a curated record. Gene Ontology annotation, biological process: G protein-coupled receptor signaling pathway.